UCCCUUUAUAUAAGCGCUCACUUUCUGAGCCCUCCACCCCUCUCUCGUCUAGGGUUUUGCCGCCGCCCGCUUCGCCCUUUACCGCUCUCUCUCUCCCUCCCCCUCCUGCGAGCUCGGCUCCAAUGGCGGUCCAACAAGAGGUUAAACUCUUCAAUCGAUGGUCCUUCGAGGAAGUGGAGGUCAGUGAUAUUUCGCUCGCUGACUACAUAGCCGUGUCUCCUGCCAAGCAUGCUACUUAUCUUCCACAUACUGCAGGACGAUAUGCGGUCAAGAGAUUCCGCAAGGCUCAGUGCCCAAUUGUGGAAAGACUGACCAAUUCUUUAAUGAUGCAUGGUCGUAACAAUGGAAAGAAGCUCAUGGCUGUUCGCAUUGUCAAGCAUGCUAUGGAGAUUAUUCAUCUGCUUACUGAUGCAAAUCCGAUCCAAGUUAUUGUGGAUGCUAUCAUUAACAGCGGCCCAAGAGAAGAUGCAACUCGAAUUGGGUCGGCUGGAGUUGUUCGACGUCAGGCGGUUGAUAUUUCCCCAUUGAGGCGAGUUAACCAGGCAAUAUACCUCCUUACAACAGGUGCACGUGAAAGUGCUUUUAGAAAUAUCAAGACAAUUGCUGAGUGCCUUGCUGAUGAGCUAAUUAAUGCGGCUAAGGGUUCUUCGAACAGUUAUGCAAUUAAGAAGAAGGAUGAGAUUGAGCGCGUUGCUAAGGCAAAUCGUUAAGUUUUCAGAGUUUUUAUGCAUCAUCCUAUGGUCGUCGUUAUGCUUAAAUCAGGAUUGUCCCGUUAUUUUAAUUUAGUUCUCAGAGUCUGAGUCUGUUGUCAAGUAGAGCUUGGAACUGGUGUUUGUUGCAGUAUUUAAGGUUUGAACCUUGAUCACAAUUGUAAUUGGCACUCUGUUUGGCAUUGCAAUCAUCUAAUGGCAUUCCGUUGUGGUAAUAUGUUGCAAUAA
Molecule: messenger RNA, 938 nt
Organism: Phoenix dactylifera (date palm)
Lineage: Eukaryota; Viridiplantae; Streptophyta; Magnoliopsida; Arecales; Arecaceae
Product: small ribosomal subunit protein uS7
Biological process (GO): translation
Cellular component (GO): small ribosomal subunit
Molecular function (GO): RNA binding; structural constituent of ribosome
Source: RefSeq, a predicted model, not a curated record